Messenger RNA from Drosophila erecta, 2526 nucleotides. RefSeq names its product sodium-dependent nutrient amino acid transporter 1. The transcript has 7 exons. The coding region runs from base 506 to 2404 and encodes 632 amino acids. Gene Ontology annotation, biological process: sodium ion transmembrane transport. NCBI's taxonomy places the organism in Eukaryota, Metazoa, Arthropoda, Insecta, Diptera, Drosophilidae. Gene Ontology annotation, molecular function: L-amino acid transmembrane transporter activity. The record is from RefSeq and is a predicted model, not a curated record. Gene Ontology annotation, cellular component: membrane.
AAACCGUGGAAACCUUGCCCUGGCUCAUUCAGUUGGCUGUUGGCGCUCGGCUUGGCUUUUUGGCUUUUUGACUCACGCGAUCGGGAAACGCGUUUCGCGGCAAAGGCUCUUCCAAUAAUAACGGGUUUCUCGGAUGCGACACUCGAUUCGGAAGCUUUUCUAAAAUAGCCAAUAUCGUGUGUGGCAAUCACUUAAGCCCUACAGUCAGCAAAACAAUAGCAUUAAGAGCAAUAUAACCUUUAGCAUUUUUACAUCCCAUAGCCUUGGCUUGGGCAAAGAGUUUUAAUUGAACACAACUUUAGCCGGUUCGAAGCUGUUUUAGCCAACUGGUACUGGUACCUUACCUACAUUAACAACUACCACCGAAAAAACACCUGCAAAUCAGCAUAGGCCCAAUUGUCGCACUGUGAAGUGAGCCGAAGUGAAGGUGUAAUUGCGCAUAGUGUACAAAGAAUAUCGAGUAUAAGAAGUGGCUUAAAAAACCGGUUAGAUUUCUGCCGGCAAUAUGGAUACGUCGCAAAGGAACCACCAAAAUGCAGCCUUCGUGGGCGACGACGGACGCAGUACGGCCAGCACAGUGGAGAUUUCGACCAACAGUUCAGCCCUGCGGGCUAAUUCCGAUGACCAGGAGGCAGCCAAAGUGCCAGAGGAGCGUGCCACUUGGGGCAAGGGCGUGGAGUUUCUGAUGUCCUGCAUCGCCAUGUCCGUGGGCCUGGGAAACGUGUGGCGAUUCCCCUUCACUGCCCUCGAUAAUGGCGGUGGCGCCUUCCUCAUACCAUAUCUCAUUGUUCUGUUCCUGAUUGGCAAACCGAUUUACUAUCUGGAAAUGGUAAUUGGCCAGUUUUCCAGUCGCGGCUCGGUUAAGGUGUUCGAUUUGUGCCCGGCCAUGAAAGGUGUCGGAAUCGGCCAGGUGAUAUCCAUAUCCAUGGUGACCACCUACUAUGUGGCCAUAAUGGGCAUAACCCUGCGCUAUCUGUACGAAUCGUUCCGGUCGCCGUUGCCCUGGUCUGAGUGCCGACCGGAAUGGGAAUCCUUCUGCGUGGCGUCCAGUCUGGGUAACACCUCCCGGCUGGCCAGCCCCAUGGACAUGGAUAGGCUGCCCCAGCGGCAGCCCGUGGCAUCCGCGGAGUUGUAUUUUCUUACGGAAGUGCUGCACGAGAAACCCAAUAUCGAGGAGGGAAUCGGCCUGCCAAACUGGGAGUUGGUCAUUGGGCUGUUCGUCGCCUGGGCCUGUGUGUUCCUCAUCAUUCGUCGCGGAGUGAAGAGUUCUGGCAAGGCAUCCUACUUCCUGGCCCUCUUCCCGUACGUCAUCAUGGGUGUCCUUUUGGUGCGAGCUGUGACUUUGCCUGGCUCAAUCGAUGGUAUAUACUACUUCAUAAAGCCGCAAUGGGGAAAGAUUCUGGACCCAAAGGUCUGGUACGCAGCGGUAACCCAGUGCUUCUACUCCCUGUCCGUUUGUUUCGGCAACAUCAUCAUGUACUCCUCGUUCAACAAGUUCGGCCACAACGUGCACAGGGAUGCGGCCAUUGUGACGGGUCUGGAUACUAUGACCUCCCUGUUGGCUGGAUUCACGAUUUUCGGUAUACUCGGGCAUCUGGCCCACGAAAUCGGAACCGAUGACAUCGGUUCAGUGGUGAAGGGCGGUGCCGGACUGGCCUUCAUCUCAUAUCCCGAUGCCAUUGCCAAGUUCAAGCAGCUGCCCCAGAUCUUCUCAGUGCUGUUCUUCCUCAUGCUCUUCGUCUUGGGCAUAGGAUCGAACAUUGCCAUGACCUCCUGCUCGGUGACCGCCAUUCGGGAUCGGUUUCCCAACUUUGGGCAGUGGCAGUGCUCGCUGCUCAUAGCGGUUGUCAGCUUCAUCAUCGGAUUAGUGUAUAUAACACCGGGCGGUCAAUAUAUGCUGACUCUUGUGGACUUUUUUGGCGCCUCCAUGAUCGCUUUGGUGCUGGGAAUCGCCGAGCUGUACACCAUUGGAUGGAUUUAUGGCACAGAUCGCCUGUGCAAGGACAUUGAGUUCAUGCUGGGUCGCAAAGUGGGCCUGUACUGGAGACUCUGCUGGAGCAUCUUUACUCCAGUGAUCAUGACUGUUAUUCUGAUCUAUUUCUAUGCGACCUACCAGCCUCUAACCUACAACAAUAUUGUCUAUCCGAAUUGGGCUUACACUAUUGGCUGGCUGAUAACUGCCUUCGGAAUUCUUCAGCUGCCCAUAUGGAUGAUUGUGGCCAUUGUUCGAGAUCCAGGUCAGACUCUCGGUGCGAAGAUCCGUGGUGCCUUUACGCCGAAGAAGAACUGGGGACCCAGUGACCCUCUUCUCCGGGAACAGUAUCACAAGGAAAUCGAGAACGAAUUGACGCCGAAACGGGGUCAGGGAAUUUGGGCUGCCAUCAAGCAAAACAUAUUUGGUUGAUCCAUCAUCAGCGUGGACAAACUUGCAACAAUCGCUCAUGUAAAUAAUCGUAAUUUAAGAGAAAAGAAUUUAAAAGAUCUUGUAUAAAUCCUAAGUCUGCCAAUAAACUUAAUAAGUAUGUA